UACCAGAUUACAUUUGCUACAUGCGGAUUAAAUUAGAUAAUCAACGCCGUUCAAUUUUUGCGGACUGAAGUCGCAAUUACAGUAAUUUUAUCAUUCGGUGUAAAAUAAUACCGAUGAAGUAUUUAGAUGUAUAAAAAGUGUUCAUAUAUUAUUAUUUGUUAGACAAUGAGCCGAGAUGAUGCAACAGCACGAAGAACCUAAAGAGCUCAAAACGAGAACCGGUGUGGAAAACGACGGUAACGUUUCCCGUGAGCCGGAUUCGACGCCAUCAACUCCAGCCGCCCAGAACCGGUUCCCGUUGGCUAGAACCGGUAGAGACAGCGGCUAUGGAACGGACUACUCGCCGUCACCGUCAUCCGUUACGUCAACCAGACAUUUUGUUUUCAAUGACGAAAUCAUCGCCGGUAGAAAUAUUUCAACCGAUAAUGUUUCUGAAAUGCUGUCUGAGCGGCUACAAACCAUUCAGCUCGGGUCAAGGGAAAAUGGAACUGUUGACGGUAAUCUUAAGUCAAUGGAUAUGACUGAGACCGAUGAAAUCGAUGAGGAGGUUAUGAAUAUCAAUGCAAAUAAUAGUGCUUCUUGUAAUUUCGGACUUUACGAUGUCGAAAGGAUAGAAAGACCUAGUGCGCCAUUCCCAGACCCGGACACUUUUGUAGGUGCUGGAAGUGGGACUGGCCACAGAUGGGAUAGUAGCCUUGCAAGUCGCACAGUGGUGAGACCUUUAUCCAGAAUCGGAUAUCGCACUAAUACUACAGGCACUGUAGAUGUUCAGCAAUUUCCCAACAAUGAUGCAUCUCCGAUGUCAACAGUCCAAACUGCAAGACAGCAGAAUCAAUCACAAAUUGAACAUCUGACACAUGACCGUUCUUAUUCACUCCCAAAUGUCCAAGUUCUACAAGAGGAAUCGUGUGAGCAGGCGGUUGGAAGACAACUUCGUCGUCUUAGCGACGAGUUCUUUCACUUUCAUUGUCACAGACGACGGCGGCGUGCGCUGUCUGUAGAGUCCUCUCCGUUUCCUCUGAGAGUGAACAUUGAUAUUUAUGCUGGUACAGCCUUUCCAGACGGAAGGACAGACCACGACGCAGAGGACACUGAAGAGGAAGCAAAUAGCCGACAGUCUGAGGGACAGUAAAGUUGUGCAGUGAUUGGAAUAGAAAAAUAUGAUAUAGAACGUAAUUUGGACCAUGUCAGAAAACUGUUGUGUGAUAUUUUGCAGUUUGAAAGAUAGAAUGGCAUUAAGUUUCUUUUUUUUUUUUUUCACAUACAUGUACAUUUUUACGGUUUUGCAUUGUCAUCCUAUAUUCUGGCAAAUAUGAACAGAUGUGUUUUGUCCUUUAAACGGCAUGGAGAAAUCAACGACGGUGCAGCUCUACUGACUUUAUGCAAAUUCACGAUGAAUUCAGUCAACACAUUGUCGUUUACAUUUCUGUUCCUAAGUGCAAUAAUGUCAUCAGUUUUUUUUUAUACAGAACUGUUUUCUACAGAUGCAUUAUAUGAACAAAAACGUUUUAGACAGGUUUAAACAGACCGUCUGGGUGUGCGAGGUUAUGCAUUUCAUCAAAAAUGAAAUAUUUUCUCCUAAGGAGCAUAGACUUUAUUUGAGUUUGCAUAUGAGUAAAUAUAUUGUACGUACCUCAUAUUAAUUUGAAGUUGUAAGAAAGUAAUUAUUGAGUCGGUUGAAAAGCUCUCCAGUCGGUUACGAAACGGUGGCCGACUCAAAAUAAAUCUUAUUUAUGUACUCGUUUGAUAAGAAAUCUGUCCGAGUCAUCCCACAAGAUGAUCGAUCGUUGCCUGAUAUUAUAAAAAAUAUAAAUAUAAACCAAAGUACAUUUGUACAAGCACAAGAUGUUCAAAUUGAUAUACAUGUUUGUAUCUUUUUUAAAGUUGAUUUAAAUUUAGCAUUAAAUGCUUUUUAGCUCACCUGAGAACAAAGUGUUCAAUGUGAGCUGUUUUGAUCGCCCUUUGUCCGGCGUUCCGUCAUCGUCCGCCAUUGAAAACAAUUUGGCUUUGUCAGUCUAGUUUUCUCUGUAAAAAAUUGGUACGAUUCCAAAUUGGAUGGAUAAUCUGAGGUCAAAAACUAGUCACAAGUUCAAAUCAUAAAAUGAAUCUAGUCAGUAGUAUCUUUAGAGCCUUACUUCUGCUUUAUCUAUAAAUUAGCUUUAAAGAAAUCUAGGCCAAAUUAGAAACUAGAUCAUCUAGGGUAAUAUGUAUAGGUUAAUAAAUGGGAGAGCGGUGCCUUUGAGUGAUAAUGGCCCUGGCAAGGUGAUAAUAGCCCGAGGGCUUGCUCUCCCAUGUAUUUACCUGUUUAUUACAUGUUUACCUAUAAUAUAGUAAGAAAUGGUUUUUUUUGUGUCAUUUUUAUGGGUACUUGCAUCUUCUGGCACAAUAAAUUUCAGCUUUUCAGUUUCUAUAUUAUUUGUAUAAGAGUCUAUUUACUGUAUAAAAUCAAAUACCUGGAUAGUUGUACUUUCUUGCUUAUUGCAUAAUUUAGGGAUAAAAUACGAUAUUUCACGAAGAAUACACGAUGUUACGCUCAAGAUGAUAAAAUAAAACGGAAAUAUUCGCUGUUUUACCUCCACGAAACGCCAUGACGUCAUUUCUGUUUACAGACGUUAAUUUCCCGCGCUAACGCCAGGGCCAUUAUCGAUAAUGGCCCCGGGGCUUAUUAUGAUAAUGUGAUAAUGCAUGACGCAAUGCGAUAAUGGGAGAAUUUUCAACACAAAUUUGUUACUAUUUAUAGGUACUCAUGUAAUAAUAACCUUUAUCAUGCUGGACACGAUUGAUUCUGCCUUUGCGACCAGUGUAGAUCAUGAUCUGCACUGUUCGCUAUUUAGUCCGUAUCUUUUUGGUAAGCAUCCCUUUUAGCAGCUAAUGGUACUGUGCAAACUGAAAGAUGGACAAGUUCAUUAUAGAAAUUUAGCAGGGUAAGGGUUAAUGAACUGAUGUAAGACAUUAGUGGUCCUCUCACGCUUAUAAAUGGCGCUACAGAGUGCAGGUUUCAUCUUGAAAAUAACAGAUUUCGCCCAGCUGAUCACAAAAAAAAAUCUUAAUUGUUUUGUUAUAUUUUGAAAUUUACUGACUCGAUAGGUAUUUAUUUGACCGAUUUUGUAAUUUCAUUGAUGACGAAACUACAUGCAUUAUUGUUAAGUGUUGUUAAUAUUAUUACAAAUGUUCUUUUUCUGUACAUUCCAAAUUUCUUAAAAAACGUGGGGGUGGGGGAAUUGUUAAAAAUGUCUUACAUUGCAAACAUUAGAAUGUAGGGGUACUGUUUUGAUGAGUCUAAAAUAGAAUAUACCUGAAAAAUAUGUCAUAGUCUAGGAGCUAGUCUUCAUAUUUUACAUGAUGAUACUCGUAUAAGGGUAAGUUUGCUUUUGGAUACAAAAGUCAGGAGAGUGCCAUUCUAGAUCCUCUUUAAGUUUGUCAUGCUGGACAGCUGUAAUUAUAUUCCUGUCUGUUGUAAAUACGCCUUAUUUAUUAUACUGACUAUGCAGUUAUGAUUUGAUUAAUGUUCAAAAAUGUAAUUUGUAAGUAGAUGAUGUGUUCGUUACCGUAUACAAGAUUGAAUGUAUGUUUCAUCCCAUAAGUAGUGUAGUUCGAUCUCAGUUCCGCUGUCGGAAUUAUCAGUUUCAAACAUAAUGUACAAAUGAAGAAGAGAGUUUCUAAACAAAGGCAAAAUGGCGACAAUCAAUUUAUUAUAACUAUUGUUGCACCGAUGUUAUAAGCGGCAUUGUAUUUUUUUUUAAUUUAAAUGAUUUACUGAAACAGUCAAUUUAUUUUUAAAUGAAUUCAGGCUUUUUUCGUAAAAUAUUAUUUUAUGAACAAAGUAUUGUCAAUUCUAGAUAUACGUGUAGCCAAUGUUGUUCAUACUUUUGUACCCGUGUGAACUUACUGUUCAGUCUAAUUGUACAUUUUUAUAUUAAUGACUUAAAACUUUCUGAGUAUUUGUUUUUGUUCUUGUUGACAUUAUUGUAUGUUUAUUGAAAUUACGUCAUAAUAAAACCUUUUCACUGGU
Messenger RNA from Mercenaria mercenaria, 4012 nucleotides. RefSeq lists its product as uncharacterized. The record is from RefSeq and is a predicted model, not a curated record. The coding region runs from base 176 to 1132 and encodes 318 amino acids. NCBI's taxonomy places the organism in Eukaryota, Metazoa, Mollusca, Bivalvia, Venerida, Veneridae. The transcript has 3 exons.